GAGUUUGCGGCAGCCAAAAAGCGAUGAGCUCAGCUAAAGUGCCGGGACUCUCGGAUAGAUUUCUAAUAUGUCUUAGUCUCAACAGGCUGGAAACCAACGCUGCUCUUUUGUGGUCUCUGCCUCUGGGGAGUCCACAAGCUGUAAAUCUAACGGACAGCCAGCCGUGCAGCUUCCGGCCGCGCCACGUCUGAGGAAAAAGCCUUUUCUGCGAGAAAAACCAAGAUUUCAUUUUCAGGAUGGAAAGUCCAUCAGACUCAGCUGCGGUUUUACCUAACACUCCUCAGGUCUCUGCAAUUCCAUCAUCUCCCUAUACAAGUAGUUCACGAAAACAACCUAUGAGUGCAACACUUAGAGAAAGAUUAAGGAAAUCAAGAUCUUCAUUUAAUUCCUGUUACAAUGUGGUGAAACGUCUUAAAGUAGAGAAUGAAGAAAAUGAUCAGACCUUUUCAGGGAAACCAGCAUCUUCCACAGAGGAAAACUGUUUGGAAUUUCAAGAAAGUUUUAAAUACAUAGACAGUGAAGUUGAAGAAAAUACUUUGAAGAAUCUCAGUGUCUGUGAAUCUCAGUCGCUUAAUUCUGGGUCAUGCAGUGCUCUCCAAAAUGAGUUUGUGAAUGAGAAUCUUCCCAAACAAAGAUUAAGCGAUGAAAAAGCCAAAUUGGUGAAGCAGGUUCAGGAAAAAGAAGACCUUCUUCGGAGGCUAAAACUAGUCAAAAUGUAUAGAUCAAAGAAUGAUCUAUCUCAGUUACAGUUGUUAAUAAAGAAGUGGAGAAGAUGUAGCCAACUGUUGCUUUAUGAGUUGCUGUCAGCUGUGUCUGAAGAGAACAAGAAACUAAGCCUUACUCAAUUGAUAGACCACUAUGGGUUAGAUGAUAAAUUGCUACACUAUAACAGAAGUGAAGAAGAAUUUAUAGAUGUUUAAUUCUUGAUAUUUGCUCCAGAAUAUCUUUGAUAAUGACAACUUAAUUAAAAGAUAAUUAUGCAUUUUAAAAGGAAGAUAGAAGCCAUUAGGGCUCAGAGGAAGGUAUUCCGAUACACAUCAAUUAAGGGCACUCUAAUAUAUAAAUUAUAAACUAAGUUCUAAAAGGAAAAUUAGUAUUUUGGAUAGAUUGCCAAAGAAAAAUUGACAUUUAUAUCAUGUUUAAAAAGUUAUUUGGGCAGUUCUGGAAACUAGUUUUAAUACAUUUGUUUUUUUGUGGCAAAAAGUUUUAUUUUAAAUGUCAAAAAUUGUCCAGUCUGGUGAAUGUCUAAAGUUUAAAAAUUUCUGCCUCUCUCCUAAGUUUAUGCACCUUGUUUCCAUCCAUUUACCACAUAUUUUCAUCUAAAAAUCUAGCAGGUCAUUAAACUCAUAUGUCCAAAACUGUA
Sapajus apella (tufted capuchin) is the source of this 1363-nucleotide messenger RNA. RefSeq names its product SWI5 dependent homologous recombination repair protein 1 (gene SFR1). The record is from RefSeq and is a predicted model, not a curated record. Gene Ontology annotation, cellular component: Swi5-Sfr1 complex. The transcript has 4 exons. Bases 237 to 920 code for a protein of 227 amino acids. NCBI's taxonomy places the organism in Eukaryota, Metazoa, Chordata, Mammalia, Primates, Cebidae. Gene Ontology annotation, biological process: positive regulation of DNA-templated transcription; double-strand break repair via homologous recombination.